AUCGCAUCAUGCAUGCGUGAACACUAGUGCUGGUGGUGCUAGCUAGAUAGCCUAGCCGCAUGCGAUUCCCGGUCUGCCGUAGCGUACCCGUACUAUGUCUAGUCUCUCUGGUAUGUCCCGUAUGAAUACGUACGUACGUACAGGGCCUACACGGACUUAAAAUUUAAUGGCGCGGGCCAGGCUCGGCUACGACUGUGAAUUAGGUUCUUUUUUUCACUGUUAUUUUGAAAAACAACUGUCAAUGCACCCGGCCUGUAUCUGUGAAAUAGUCUUCUGAACAUUUCAUCCGAAAAAGCUAUUAUACUAUUAUAGCCUGUUGAGUGACGAGAGAACAAGACAAGCUCGAGAACUAAUGGUGAGGGCGGUAUGGCUUCUGCUCAGUGAUAGGACCGGACACUGGCGGGGAGCGAGCUCUGCAGCUUCAGCCCUCAGCGCAGUUCAGCACGGGAUAGAAUUUGAAAAACAUUGCAUUUGAGUGAGCCUUCCCUUGCCUGAUGGAUUCUAUUGACUCUCCCCUUUUGGACAAAGCCCUGCCCGCAACCAGUAUCCACUUCAAGUACACCCCAACAACGUUCAGACCUCAGCCGCCCCCCUUCAAGGCGGCUCCAAACUCCCAGAACAAAGACGAGUGGAGGAAGGACAGUGCAUGCCACGAUCAAUUGAACUCCAAGAAUGAAGAAUCUGGAGUCACUGAUCCCCAUGGCAACAACAAUAACAACGAAGACGGAAUCGAGAAGAUGACGUCAUCUGCUUCAUCUGCCCUUGCCGAUCCAGGAGUGACAGUACUAGUGGGAUGUGGAAUAGACAAUCUAUCGAGUGAGCGGCCUUCUCUGACACCCGUUGCCUUACAAUCGAACCAAAGACUACAGAACAAGACUGAACACAGCGAUACAGGGAUGGAGUAUAAACCAGUAGCCUCGUUGAACAGCCUCCUAGUCGGUGGUCUGUCGGACGCGCAGCACAUGACGUCAAUCAGUGGAAAAGACGGCAUGAUAAAUCUAAGCAAUAUUUCUUCCUGCAAGUCAAGUGGUUCCAUAGGGUACACAAGGACCAUAUUCCAUACCGACCAUGUGGGAGAUGGGAAUGAUUUUAAGAACGAUUCUGAGACAAUCAUCGACAGACCAGAAGAAAAUGCAUGUCGCACAUUACUGGUGAAUGUCUGUAAGUGGGCAUCCUGCUUCCAAAGAUUUGACAGGCUUGAUGAAUUGGUGUAUCAUGUCAAUGAGAGACAUGUGAGGUUAGAGAAAGACACAGAGUACUGCUGUAGAUGGGAGGGCUGUCAGAGGAAAGGAAAAGGAUUCAACGCAAGAUAUAAGAUGCUGAUCCAUGUUCGUACGCAUACUAAUGAGAAGCCCCAUCAAUGCCCGCUGUGUCUCAAGAGCUUCUCACGGCUGGAGAACCUCAAGAUACACAACAGGUCCCAUACAGGUGAAAGACCAUAUGUGUGUCCAGUUGAAGGUUGUAACAAGCGUUAUUCAAACUCCAGUGACCGCUUCAAGCACACACGCACGCACUUAGAGGAAAAGCCAUACAGCUGCAAAGUGCACGGCUGCCACAAACGAUACACGGACCCUAGUUCUUUACGCAAACAUAUAAAAUCACACGGUCACUACGCAAACCGUCACUCGUCUAAAUCAACCGACUCUCUAUCUAAUAGUACUAACUCACUGACUGCAAUAACGGGUCCUGUUGGUUUAAGUAUAACUUCAACAUCGCCCUCGUUGUCCAUUUCACCACCGACGCCCACUCCCAAGUCGAUCGUACCAGCCAUACCCACCAUGAGUACGGGAACGAGUGUAUCCGACGGGGUGAUCGUCUACCCCAUCAUAGUGCACCCUCCAAACUUACCACCUCACUACAGCUACGUGACGGUACCCACCGGGGCGCUAACAAGCAUUUCGACUGCCUUACCCACCAGCCCCCUCUUCGCUGGCCCCGCGGUCGCAUCCAGCAGCAUUAUGGGUAAUCAUCUGCUGGAGCCUGUCACCGCAGGGACUCUUAUGCAAAGUGCCAAACUUGACGCGACCUAUGCGGGUCUGAAUCUUGGUCUAGGUGCCUUACCGUUGGACUCUACCAAAAGGGAUGAGAGACUUCGCCUCUCGAUAAAGCCAUCGGGGAUGGAAGUUCUAAUUCCUGGAGUCGUGAAUCCCCUAGCUAAAACACAGUCUGUGCCUUCUACUACUGCUGUAUCAAGCAGUAUGUCAUGAUAAUAGUACUUAACUUCCAUCAGUAAUUGGCUUUUAUAGAUAUUAUGAAAUAUUGUAUUCAUACUUUGUAUUUUUAGGCAAUAUGGCAUUUUUGAUUUUUUUUCUUCUUCUAUCGCAUGGUAUAGAAAAAUAUCUGUCACGAAAUUCAUUGUGCCUUUAUUAACCUUUGAAAAUGAUUCAAUUUGCAAAAUUUUCAAAAGGAUUUUCAAUGGAUUUUAUCCUGAGAGCAUCAUAAAAGUAUUUUGAAUGAUUAAACAGUCUACUCUUACUAAACUGAAUACAGUCAUAUAGUAUUUCAAUAUUCUUUUGUUCUUUUUAACUUGGGGUCAUUCUGCAUGACUUCCCUAAACAAACGUUGCACAAGUUUUUUUGACAAAAUCUCAGCAUGAGCUGAAGAUGCGAUAACCCUGGCAAGCGAGUAAGUUUAUAUGAAAGAAAUACUGUAGUAAUGAAAUUUAUUAAUUUGUAUUUUAAUUUUCUUUGAUAUUUAUUAACUUGAAAGUCUAUGUAGACUUGGAUAAAAGAUAGUGCACUGGUCUAUUGACAAGGAUGAAACCUUGUAUGGAUUCCUUUUAAUCAUGUAAAUUCACCCUGUAUCCAUUUUGAUUUUUUCCUAAAGCCUGUAAAAAAAUUGGUUUACCUAAAAUUAUGUUUACUUUGCACAUUGCUUGACAAUCAAAAGAAUAAGGAGUAUUCUGAUUUAACAAUUGAAAUCCUUUAAGAAGAGUAUACCAUUAAUGGAACCCACUGCAUUUCUUAAAGUGUACCAGUCUACUGAAACAAUAAUAAGGGGCAUGAAAAACAAUGUCCCUUUGCACAGAACCCAAGUUGGACAAUUUAUGUUCUACGUUCUAUGUGAGCAUAUACGCCUGCAUCAAAUAGUCUACUCAGAAGUCGCCUUUCUGUUUAUUAAGAGUGUAUUUAUACUUGUGAUAUCUCUCUGUAGAAGUAAAAUUUGAAGGUUAUGUACUUCCACUAUAGUAUAAACUUGGAGCACUUAAAAUAAUUAUAGAGUACAAUAUUUUUUGGUGAUCGGUAUACUUUGAUGCCUACCACAUACCUUGAUAUGUGAGACAAGCUACUUUUUGUAGUAUUUCAACGAAGCACUUUGGAAACACACCCAUGUUAUUGUUUCCUUGUGUUGCUGAAAGCUGCACCUCUUUUUU
Messenger RNA from Strongylocentrotus purpuratus (purple sea urchin), 3373 nucleotides. RefSeq names its product zinc finger protein GLIS2. The record is from RefSeq and is a predicted model, not a curated record. Gene Ontology annotation, cellular component: nucleus. The transcript has 7 exons. Lineage: Eukaryota; Metazoa; Echinodermata; Echinoidea; Camarodonta; Strongylocentrotidae. Gene Ontology annotation, molecular function: DNA-binding transcription factor activity, RNA polymerase II-specific; RNA polymerase II cis-regulatory region sequence-specific DNA binding. Bases 495 to 2207 code for a protein of 570 amino acids. Gene Ontology annotation, biological process: regulation of transcription by RNA polymerase II; smoothened signaling pathway.